Messenger RNA from Styela clava, 1737 nucleotides. RefSeq names its product dynein light chain Tctex-type 5-A-like. Gene Ontology annotation, cellular component: cytoplasmic dynein complex; cytoplasm. The record is from RefSeq and is a predicted model, not a curated record. Gene Ontology annotation, biological process: microtubule-based movement. NCBI's taxonomy places the organism in Eukaryota, Metazoa, Chordata, Ascidiacea, Stolidobranchia, Styelidae. Gene Ontology annotation, molecular function: dynein intermediate chain binding.
AUCAUGACAUGCAUCCACCCGUUUUCAAAUUGAGAAGGGAUAACCUGCAAUUGCAAUAACCUAAUAACUAUUGAAAUACCAUGUUCGCACGUUUCUAAGCUUCUAAAAAUCUAAACAAAUAUACAUUACUUAAUAUUGUAAUAAUGGCAGUUGCAAAUAGGCUGAAAUGUGGAAUAUUGAAUGCGAGAGCUUAACCUUAGAAAUUAGAAUUCAGUCGUUUUGAGCACGUUCUGCUGUGAUGAUUAACUUUUUGAAUUAUAUUUAUAUGCUUCAAAAGCAAUAACGAUCGUAAUUUGCAUAAUGUCUAAAGAAAAUGACUUCCCACCUGGAUUAAUCUAUAACAGAAGAAACAGGAGUUUGGUAGCGAAGACUAGUUUUGAACCUCCAAUAAUGGAAGUUAGUAUCGAAACAACAAACACAUCAAGGAGUGAAGAAGCACCACAACUAGUAUACAACAAGAGAAGACACAGUGCUGCAGGCAAAAAUGGAGAUACGCUAGGUUUGCUUCCAAGUUUUGGCAGCGACAAGAGCAAGACUCACAAUCGUAGGCAUUCGCUUAUGGCUGGACCAGAUGCACUACGAAGAGUUUCAAUUGACAUAACAGACGACCAAAGGAAGAUGCUACAGUUGCCGAGAUUUUCACAGGUUUUUGGAUUUUCUACAUUCAGUGGAUUGCCGAUGACAAGUUACAGAGAUCCCGUAAUUGGUUAUGAAAAUACAUAUAAAAUGCAGCCUGAUAAAAAGUUUCAACCACAUGUCGCUCGAAAAGUUGUAGAGAAGGUUAUCGACGAUUUGCUCUAUUGGGAUGAUGAUGUUUUAACAGAUGACGGUACGCCACCGAAUCAAAAAAAAGAACUUGCGGCGUACGAAUUAGCAAAGCACAAGCGAAGAUCAAAAUUGACAUUGAAAAUGGCUGAUGAAGUUAAAGAUGAGUUGAAACAACUUGAUUUUCCAAGGUAUAAAUACGUUGUCAACGUCAUGAUAGGACAGUUAAAAUUUCAAGGAAUACGGGUAGCCAGUAGAUGUCUUUGGGAUACUAACGUUGAUAAUUCCUUUUGUGUGGAGAAAGAAGGCAGACAUUGUUUUGUAACUGUAUUGGUUCAUGCAAUUUAUUACGAAUGACCUUGGUAUGUUGCACACUAUAUCAGGAAAAGAUAGUAGCUAUUUAUCCCAAGAUGAAAUAGCCUGUUAAUGGGUCGUCAAUAGUGAACACUGUCUGUCCGCUGAUUAGGUCACUCUUUCAACGGAAAAUGAUUUCUGCACCAGAAGUUAAUCCCUUAGUAGAACUUCAAAACAUACAUGCAGUUGAUAUAAUUCUGAUCCUACUACAUGUCAAAAACUAGAACAUGAAUAACAAAAAUUGAUUAGAAACUUUUAUCGACCACAUUGGGUCUUUAAAUUUUCAUAUUUACUUUGUUAAGUUUUUAAUUAUAAUGAAUUAUAAAUAAACUUGUUGCCGAAUAUAUUAGUUAGUACCUUCAAUUUUGCAAUUAACGUAUAAACACUGUUGCUAUAAUUUGAAAAUGAGAUUAACUUCAAAGGAUAUAUUUUUUAAUAUUUUUCAUUGCAUACUCUAAUUAAACCAUAUUCAUCUAAAUAUAUUUUACACAUUUGUUUGUUAACAUUUGAAUAUCAUUUUCUGUGAUAUAAUUUGUCUACACAUCGGAAGUAAAUUAAUAUGACAAAUAUCAACCUGGACUGCAAACAUGAUUUGAAAAGACUUUAAAUAUAGUUGAA